Molecule: messenger RNA, 1077 nt
Organism: Cetraspora pellucida
Lineage: Eukaryota; Fungi; Glomeromycota; Glomeromycetes; Diversisporales; Gigasporaceae
Source: the annotation of a GenBank genome assembly
AUGAAAGAACUUUAUACAGAAACAUCCCAAUAUCGUAACUGGCGUUUCUCAAAAGCAAAUUUGCAAGAAACUCGUGAAAAUAACCACACACUAGCUGUAGAAAGAGUAAAGAAAAAAGUGUUAGAAGAAUCAAUCUUACAAAAGCAAACUUUAGACGCUUCUUCUGCACACAGUGAACAAACAGAAAGUGUAGAUUCACCACGCCUGAUUCCGGUAGAGAUCGAAUAUUUAACUUUGGAAGAUGAGUUGGCAUUAUGCAAUUUUUACGAAACUCGGAUACCUCCAAUGGCAAAUUACUUUCCAAAAGAAGUUAUCGAGAAUAAAUUCACAGACAAAGUAAAAGCGACUGCGAUAACUUUUGCCAAAAGAUUCUAUUUGCGAAAUACUGUAAUGGAUUAUCAUCCUAAAGAAAUCAUAUGUGUUGAUAAUUUGGAUAAAAACAGCGUCACUUGUCUGUUUCUCGCUGCCAAAGUUGAACACUCCUUCGUUGCUAUUGAGGAAUUUACUAAGGUGGUUAAGCUUCCUAAGGAAACGAUAUUUGAACUCGAGCUGGUAGUGUCUCGAAGUUUGAGAUAUGAAUACGCGGUUCACCAUCCAUAUUUGGCAUUAUUUGGAUUGUUUCUAGAUAUGCAGAAUUUCAUAAAGGAUAUUCCUAACAUCAAGUUACUAUACGAGAAAUCUCUUGAAUUUGUCAACAAAUCUCUUUUUACUGAUUGUAUGUUUAUUUAUCAACCAUCACAAAUUGCCUUGGCGACGCUGAGAAUGGCCGCUAAAAAAGAUAAUUAUGACUUGGAAAAAAUCUAUCUCCAGUUUAAAUUCAAAUCCGAUCCCAAAGAAAAAGUAAUUGAACUUCAUAAGAUACUUGACGAAAUUGAAGAUACAAUUAAUAGCCACGUAAAUGUAAAUGUUGAGCAAGCAAAAGAAAUCGAUUCUCGCUUACAUAAGUGUAAAAACCCGGAGAAAAAUCCGAAUAGCGCUAUUUCAAAAAAGAGACGACGCGAAAAAGAAGAACUAGAGGAGAUUGAUAGGCGAAAAAAAAAGAAACUUGACGAUGAAUAUCAAAAAGAUAUCUCAAAA